This is a messenger RNA of Ornithodoros turicata, 791 nucleotides long. RefSeq lists its product as uncharacterized. Lineage: Eukaryota; Metazoa; Arthropoda; Arachnida; Ixodida; Argasidae. The transcript is spliced from 3 exons. The record is from RefSeq and is a predicted model, not a curated record. The coding region runs from base 384 to 767 and encodes 127 amino acids.
UCCGGAACCGUGGUUACGAAUCCAAUACCAAUGUGUUCGGUACACUACCACGAGCUAUUUGCCAAAUUUUCUCCUUCCAAAACGGACCGGGUGAUGAGGAAUCGAAUUUAAAAGAUCCGGUUUCGUUUUGAUCCUCGAAAGCGCCAGCGCCAACAACAUCGCGUGACGCAAGGUCGAAUCUGGCUAAUCCGCUGUGAAGGACGCUGUCGUCUGCCGCCAAGUCUGGGGCUGCUUUGUUUUUUUCCGGCACGUCGCCCGUAUUCACAUGUGACACUUUCUAGUGACUCGGAUACUAUCGCUACGCUUGCAUCCUUCGCGUGGGAUGUCGUUUGGAAACCGACGCAGCGUUCCCGACUCCAGGAAAACUUCCUUCGAAAACCUCGAUGUUUGAUUUCGCACGCCAAGGAUACAGCUACAGCCAGACCCCAGACGAAGCGAAAGUUGGAAGCAGCUACAUCACUAGCGGGUAUCCAGAUGAAGCAAGGAGUGUUCAUGCUGUCCGUGUAUGCUCCUCGCAUUUCACCGAUAAUGUGUACCUGGAUGAGAACGUCAUGGAAGUGCAACUUGGAUUGACACAAAAAAGGAACGAAUUGAAACUUGACGCCGUUCCGACAGUGUUCCACGAACAAAGCGAGCCAGCAACUUCGACACUGCAGGCAGUUCGACAGGGUCAAGCGCAAGUGAAGGACCAGGUGCUGCUGAUCAAGUCCCAUCCAUCCAUGAAACGGCAUCAAACAAUGUACGUGUGUGCACGGCAAUUUUGCUGAGAGACCUGGUUUUUACACUAAUGC